AUGGUAGCUGAAGCAGAGGUAGUGGUUUGUCAGCAGAGAGUCGGCGUCCCGCCGGCGCUGGAUGUUCAGUUCUUUGCUAAAGCAGUGAGUAGCGGCGGUGGCGGCUUGCAUCAGGCUGAUUUAAUCUCGCCGACGAGGUUGACCGGCCCAAUUCGAGUCUCAGACUCGGCUGAUUUGUCGGCCUCUGCAGAGGAUGUUAAGCCCAUGCAUAAGGUUCUGGAUGAAGUUCUUGAUGCAGAAGGAUUGCAAUUUGUUCCCAGCAUCCGCUCUGGUAGUUUUGCUGAUAUUGGUCCUCGAAGGUACAUGGAAGAUGAGCAUAUACGAGUAGAUGAUUUAAGCACGCAAUUGGGCUCAUUGUUCACGUUUCCAAAGCCAAGUGCUUUCUAUGGGGUCUUUGAUGGUCAUGGAGGACCCGAAGCGGCAGCUUACAUAAGGAAAAAUGUCAUGAGGUUCUUCUUUGAAGAUGUCAACUUCCCACAGAGAUCUGAAGUGGAUACCAUCUUUCUUGAAGAGGCAGAAAAUUCGCUUAGGAAAGCUUUCCUUCUUGCGGAUCUAGCUUUGGCAGAGGAGGGCGGUGUGAGCAGCUCUUCUGGGACAACAGCAAUUGCUGCAUUUAUAUUUGAAAGGCUCCUUCUGGUUGCCAAUGCCGGUGAUUGCAGAGCAGUUCUCUGCCGGAAAGGGGAAGCCAUCGACAUGUCUCAAGAUCACCGGCCCAUUUAUCCUUCCGAAAAAAGGAGGGUCGAACAAUUGGGUGGAUACAUCGACGAUGGUUACCUUAACGGUGUGUUAUCGGUCUCACGAGCACUUGGUGACUGGGACAUGAAACUACCCUGUGGCUCUCGGUCUCCUCUCAUAUCAGAGCCAGAGUUCCGUCAAGUGGUUCUCACCGAGGAAGACGAGUUUCUUGUUAUUGGUUGCGACGGUAUUUGGGAUGUCAUGUCAAGUCAGCAUGCAGUGAGUCUCGUCAGGCGUGGACUGCGUCGGCAUGAUGACCCGGAACAGUGUGCCAAGGACCUUGUCAUGGAGGCAUUCCGCCGCAACACCUUUGACAACCUUACUGCGAUCAUUGUCUGCUUCUCGUCCCCUGAUCAUCGGGAACCCAUGUCGCCUGCAAGGCAACGAAGGCCGAGGUGCUGUAGCCUAUCUGUGGAUGCUUUGUGUAGCUUGAGAAACUUGCUGGAUGGGAAUGGCAAUUCUUGA
Molecule: messenger RNA, 1200 nt
Organism: Linum trigynum
Lineage: Eukaryota; Viridiplantae; Streptophyta; Magnoliopsida; Malpighiales; Linaceae
Source: the annotation of a GenBank genome assembly